AGACACGCACACGCACACAUACACACACAAACACACGCAGAGCAGAGCAGCACACCUUCAUGCUUGCCAAGCGUUUCGGAUGGUGUGUCACCUUUUCUCCAGGCACUCUAAUUUGUCAUUGAGGAACCUAUUCACUGACUUUUGUAGAGGAUUUCAAUUGCGUGAACAUUGCAACGUUAUUGCUGGGGAAUCUCUGCACGUCACGUCCACUCGGCUUCUGUGAGAUUGCACCUUGGAUGUUUGGCCAUCCCGUGUCUUGCACGGUGGAGAUACUUGCUCCCGGUACUAUUUAGACGAAAACCGAGAAACACUGUGGGAUCUGCACUCUACUGGCGAGAUAUUAUCAUUGAUCAUCGGGACGGGCCUACAUCGGACGUGUUUCCAGAAUGAGACGCUGCGGACAGUGAUCGCUCGUGAGCUGCCGUGAACCGGAGGAGGACGCCAUGGAAGUGAAGGAGCGCCGGCCCUACCGCUCUCUGACCGCGCGGCGCGACGCUGAGCGGCGCUACACCAGCUCCUCGGCGGACAGCGAGGACGGCAAGGCCAACGCCAAGUCCUACAGCUCCAGCGAGACGCUGAAGGCCUUCGACCAGGACUCCCGCAUGGCCUACGGGACCCGGGUCAAGGACCUGGUCCACCACGAGGUGGACGAGUUCAACAGACAAGGAGCAGACUUCUCCCUGCGGGACCUGGGCUUCGGCGAGGCCCUGCCCUCCCACGUGCCGGCGGUGGGGUACCGCGGCGAGCUGGGCCUGCAGCAACGGGACUACUCGGUCAGCGUGGGCUCGGACGCCGACACGGAGACGGACGGCGUCAUGUCCCCGGAGCACGCCGUCCGGUUGUGGGGCCGCGGAGGCGCCGGCGGGAACCCCAAGUCGGGCCGCAGCUCCUGCCUGUCCAGCCGGGCCAACUCCAACCUGACCCUGACCGACACGGAGCACGAGAACACGGAGAGCGACGGCGUGUUCCAGAACCACUCUCGGCUCAGGACGCCACCCCUCGCCCACUCCCACUCGCCCAACCACCAGCACCACCACGCCGCCUCCGCCAACUCUCUGAACCGGGCCACCUACACGCCCCGCAGCAACCCCAGCCCCGCGCCCACGGACGGCUCCGCCCCUCCCGACGGCCCCGCCUCCGGCGCCACCGAGCCGGGGGGCGGCACCCCGGACAACUGGCUGCUCAACAGCAACAUCCCACUGGAAACCAGAAACAUAUCAAAGCAGGCAUUCCUAGAGACUUUGCAGGACAACCUGAUUGAGAUGGACGUGCUGGCGUCAGCGCAACGUGAGGCCGCGUACAACCACGGGCACUUCCUGUUCAAGCCCGGCGGCACCUCCCCCAUGUACUGCACCACGUCCCCCGGAUACCCCCUGACCUCCAGCACGGUGUACUCGCCGCCGCCGCCGCGCCCCCUGCCCCGCAACACCUUCUCCAGGCCGGCCUUCAGCCUCAAGAAGCCCUACAAGCACUGCACCUGGAAGUGUGCCGCGCUCAGCGCCAUCCUCAUCUCCGUCACGCUGCUCGUCCUCCUGGCCUACUUCAUCGCCAUGCAUCUCUUCGGGAACUGGGACCUGCAGCCCAGCCGCCAGAUGUACCAGCUGUCGGAGGACAACAGCAGCCGGCUGUCCUUCCCCACCGACCUGAGCCUGCCGCCGCUGGGAAACACCGGGCUGGACAUAGCCGGCCGUCGAGGCAAGGAUGACGGGAAGCUGGACGACUCCUACAUGGACGACAGCAUCAUAGAUGGGGAGAUCGACGUGGGGCGCAAGGUGGCCCAGCAGAUCCCCCCCGGGUUCUUCUGGAGGGCCCAGGUGUUUGUGGACCACCCCAUGUACCUGAAGUUCAACGUGUCGCUCGGCAAAGACGCCUUAAUGGGGAUCUACGGGAGGAGAGGAAUCCCUCCCACACACACACAGGUGGGGGAGGCUGAACCUUUCUGCUGCUGCCUGGCUUACUUUGACAGAAAUAAAGACUUCAGGCAUAGUAACAGCCCCGCCCAUAAGUACUACCUGGCGGCCAGCCCUGUGAGUGGCGCGGUGUACCUGUCUGACACCGGCAGCCGGAAGGUGUUCCGGGUCAAGUCCCUGAGCGCCGUGAAGGACGUGGCCAAGAACCUGGAGCUGGUGGCGGGCACCGGGGACCAGUGCCUGCCCUACGACGACGCCCGCUGCGGGGACGGGGGCAAGGCGGCCGAGGCCACCCUCACCAACCCUAGAGGCGUCACCGUGGACAAGUACGGCAUCGUCUUCUUCGUGGACGGCACCAUGAUCCGUCGGAUCGACCAGAACGGCAUCAUCUCCACCCUCCUUGGCUUCAACGACCUCACCUCCGCUCGGCCCCUCAGCUGUGACGCCGUGAUGGACAUCUCGCAGGUUCGGCUGGAAUGGCCCACCGACCUGGCGGUGAGCCCCCUGGACAACUCCCUGUAUGUGCUGGACAACAACGUGGUGCUGCAGAUCUCGGAGAACCACCAGGUGCGCAUCGUCGCCGGGCGGCCCAUGCACUGCCAGGUCCCGGGCAUCGACCACUUCCUGCUGAGCAAGGUGGCCAUCCACGCCACGCUGGAGUCGGCCAACGCCCUGGCCGUGUCUCACACCGGCGUCCUGUACAUCGCCGAGUCGGACGAGAAGAAGAUCAACCGCGUGCGCCAGGUGUCCACCAACGGAGAGAUCUCGCUGGUGGCGGGCGCGGCCAGCGGCUGCGACUGCAAGAACGACGCCAACUGCGACUGCUAUUCGGGCGACGAGGGCUACGCCAAAGACGCCAAGCUGAACGCGCCGUCGUCCCUGGCCGUGUCGCCCGACGGCGAGCUGUUCAUCGCCGACCUGGCCAACAUCCGCAUCCGCUUUGUGCGCAAGAACAAGCCCUACCUGAACCCGCUCAACAUGUACGAGGUGUCGUCGCCCAUCCACGACGAGCUCUACCUGUUUGACGCCAACGGCAGUCACAUCUACACCCAGAGCCUGACCACCGGGGACCACCUCUACAACCUGACGUACUCGGGCCAGGGGGACCUGGCCUCCGUCGUGGACAAGAACAAGAACCUGGUGACCAUUCGCCGGGACACCACGGGCAUGCCCCUGUGGCUCAUGGUGCCCGACGGCCAGACCUUCUGGUUCACCGUGGGCACCAACAACGCCCUGAAAACCAUCGCGGCCCAGGGCCAGGAGCUGGCGGUGAUGACCUACCAUGGGAGCUCGGGGCUGCUGGCCACCAAGACCAACGAGAACGGAUGGACCACUUUCUACGAGUACGACUCCUACGGCCGCCUGACCAACGUCACCCACCCCACGGGCCGGGUGAGCAGCUACCGCUCCGACAUGGACAGCAGCGUCCGGGUGCAGGCGGAGGGCUCUAACAAGGAGGACAUCACCAUCACCACCAACCUGUCCGCCUCCGGGACCUUCUACACACUCAUGCAGGACCAAGUGAGGAACAGCUACUACGUCGGGCUGGACGGCUCGCUGCGGCUGGUGCUGGCCAACGGCAUGGAGGUGUCCCUGCACACGGAGCCCCACCUGCUGGCCGGCACCGUCAACCCCACGGUCAGCAGGAGGAACGUGACGCUGGCCAUCGACAACGGCCUCAACCUGGUGGAGUGGCGGCAGCGGAAGGAGCAGGCGCGCGGCCAGGUCACCGUGUACGGACGCCGCCUCCGGGUCCACAAUAGGAACCUGCUGUCGCUGGACUUCGACCGGAUCACACGAACGGAGAAGGUGUACGACGACCACCGGAAGUUCACCCUGAGGAUCCAGUAUGACCAGGCGGGCCGGCCCACCCUCUGGGCCCCGAGCAGCCGGCUCAACGGCGUCAACGUCACCUACUCCUCGGGGGGGCACGUGGCUGGGAUCCAGAGGGGCACCAUGUCGGUGCGCAUGGAGUACGACCCCAACGGACGCAUCACCUCCCAGAUCUUUGCCGACGGCAAAUCAUGGAGCUACACCUACCUAGAGAAGUCCAUGGUGCUGCUGCUCUACAGCCAGAGGCAGUACAUCUUCGAGUUCGACAAGAACGACCGGCUCUCGUCGGUGACCAUGCCCAACGUGGCGCGCCAGACCCUGGAGACGACCCGCUCCGUCGGCUACUACCGCAACACCUACCGGCCCCCCGAGGGCAACGCCUCGGUGCUGCAGGACUACAGCGAGGACGGCCGGCUCCUCCAGACCGCCUACCUGGGCACCGGCCGCCGCGUGGUCUACAAGUACGGCAAGCUGGACAAGCUGCUGGAGAUCCUGUACGACACCACCCGCGUCGCCUUCUCCUACGACGAGGUGUCGGGCAUGCUGAAGACGGUGAACCUGCAGAGCGAGGGCUUCACCUGCACCAUCCGCUACCGGCAGAUCGGCCCGCUCAUCGACCGGCAGAUCUUCCGCUUCAGCGAGGAGGGCAUGGUGAACGCCCGCUUCGACUACGUCUACGACAACAGCUUCCGGGUGACCAGCAUGCAGGCGGUCAUCAACGAGACGCCCAUGCCCAUCGACCUGUACCGCUACGACGACGUGUCGGGCAAGACGGAGCAGUUCGGCAAGUUCGGCGUCAUCUACUACGACAUCAACCAGAUCAUCACCACGGCGGUGAUGACGCACACCAAGCACUUUGACGCCUACGGCCGCGUCAAGGAGGUGCAGUACGAGAUCUUCCGCUCGCUCAUGUACUGGAUGAUGGUGAACUACGACAACAUGGGCCGCGUGGUGGUGAAGGAGCUGAAGGUGGGGCCCUACGCCAACACCACGCGCUACACCUACGAGUACGACGCCGACGGGCAGCUGCAGGCGGUGUCCAUCAACGACAAGCCCCUGUGGCGCUACAGCUACGACCUCAACGGCAACCUGCACCUGCUGAGCCCCGGCAACACGGGGCGCCUCACGCCGCUGCGCUACGACCCGCGCGACCGCAUCACGCGGCUGGGCGACGUGCUGUACCGCGUGGACGAGGACGGCUUCCUCAAGCAGCGCGGCAACGACUACUUUGAGUACAGCUCGGCCGGACUGCUCACCAAGGUGUACAACCGGGUGAGCGGCUGGAGCAUCCGCUACCGCUACGACGGGCUGGGCCGCCGCGUGUCCAGCCGCAGCAGCGCGGGCCACCACCUGCAGUUCUUCUACGCCGACCUGUCCAGCCCCACGCGGGUCACCCACAUGUACAACCACACCAGCUCGGACAUCACCUCGCUGUACUACGACCUGCAGGGCCACCUGUUCGCCAUGGAGCUCAACAGCGGCGACGAGUUCUACGUGGCGUGCGACAACAUCGGCACGCCGCUGGCCGUGUUCAGCGGCGCCGGCCUCAUGAUCAAGCAGAUCCUGUACACGGCGUUCGGCGAGGUCUACCUGGACACCAACCCCAGCUUCCAGGUGAUCGUGGGCUACCAGGGCGGGCUGUACGAGCCGCUCAGCCGGCUGGUGCACAUGGGCCGGCGGGACUACGACGUGAUGGCGGGCCGGUGGACCACGCCCGACCACGAGGUGUGGGCGCGGCUUAACAGCGACCACAUCGUUCCCUUCAACCUCUACAUGUUCAAGAACAACAACCCGCUGAGCAACAACGAGGAGACCAAGUGCUACAUGACAGAUGUGAACAGCUGGCUGGUGACCUUUGGCUUCCAGCUGUACAACGUGAUCCCGGGCUACCAGAAGCCCAACACUGACACCAUGGAGCCCUCCUACGAGCUGCGCAGCACCCAACUGAAGAUGCAGGAGUGGGACAGCACCAAGUCCUUCCUCGGGGUGCAGUGUGAGGUCCAAAGGCAGCUCAAGUCCUUCGUCAAGCUGGAGCGCUUCGGGCAGAUCUACCGGGCCAAGGGCGCGGGCUGUCCGCAGGCCGAGACCCGGAAGCAGUUUGCAUCCUCCGGCUCCAUCUUCGGCAAGGGGGUGAAGUUCGCCAUCCGCGACGGCCGCAUGAGCACCGACAUCAUCAGCCUGGCCAACGAGGACGGGCGGCGCAUGGCGGCCAUCCUCAACGACGCCGCGUACCUGGAGGACCUGCACUUCACCGUGGGCGGCAUGGACACGCACUACUUCGUCAAGCUGGGCUCGGUGGAGGCCGACCUGGCCCUGCUGGGCAUGACGGUGGGCCGGCGCACGCUGGAGACGGGCGUGAACCUCACGGUGUCCCAGGUCAACGCGGUGGUGGGCGGGCGCACGCGGCGCAUCACCGACAUCCAGCUGCAGUACGGCGCGCUCAGCCUCAACACGCGCUACGGCAGCAGCGUGGACGAGGAGAGGGCGCGCGUGCUGGAGGCGGCGCGGGAGCGGGCGGUGGCGCGCGCCUGGGCCCGCGAGCGCCAGAGACUGCGGGACGGCGAGGAGUGCUCGCGGAGCUGGACGGAGGGCGAGAGGCAGCAGCUGCUGGGCUCGGGCCGCGUGCUGGGCUACGACGGCUUCUACGUGGUGUCGGUGGACCAGUACCCCGAGCUGGCCGACAGCGUCAACAACGUCCACUUCAUGAGACAGAGCGAGGUGGGCCGCAGGUGACAUGAACACAGGGCUCCGCUGGUGAGGGACUAGCACACGCACGCUCGCGCACACUAACACAAGCAAACACACACACACACACACACACACACGUGAAAACACACACAUGUACGUACACACAUCCACUCUCACACACACACACACACACACACACACACACACACACACACACACCAGACUUGUUGCCAAAGACAGCUGCCUACUCCACCACCACUUGGUUUCCUUGGACGGUUGUGUCCCAUUCGUGGUUAUAAAACGCUGGGCAGGGGGGUUGAGAGGUGAGGAGUCCUUGUUACAGCCAGAGAUAAGCCCUCCCCCCCCCCCCCACUGGGAGACGCCCCAGUGGCUCUGGGCCUCUGGGCCAGAGGAGGAACACGGUGUUAGUUUGUGGCUUAAUUUCCUGACUUUACUGCAGUGUCUCUUAAACUAUGGGUCAGGACCUAAAGCGGGUCGCGGUCCACUUGGAGGUGGGCCGCGGCCUGACAAUGCACAGAAACACCCUGUUCCGAAAGGAUCGGCAAUUCCAAGUGUGCUCAAGAGUUUUCUGGGUGCGUGCUUGGGCCCCAACGGACACACUGAAAUUGUCUUUUGGGUCCCGUGGUGAUAAAGUCGAAGUACCCCAUGUCCGCUCCAUCAAGCCCGCCGGUGGUUCGGUGUGGGAACCCCCAGGUGGAUUGUGGGUAAUCCAUCGUGUUGUUGUGCGAUUCUGGCUCCAUUCGGCCCCAGAGUUGCAGAUUGCCCCCCCCCCCCCCCCCCCCCCCAGCUUGCUCUGUUCUGCCUUCUCAAGGAGAUCCCCUCCCGCUUUCUUUGUUUUAUACUUGAAAACCCGGUAGCCCCCGGUUGCGCAAACGCGAUGGAAGAAACGUGUGUGUGUGUGUAUCGGCAUCAUCGCUGGUGAGCCCUUGAUUAAAAAAAUGAAAAAACCCUAGCAAAUGUUUCAAAGCACCUUCAUUUGCGUGAUGUCCUGUAGUUUGUUUCAUUGAAUUUUGUUUUUUAUUUUUUUUAUUUUUCUUAUUAGGAAAGGCUUUGCUACUUACCCGAGCCUUGAAGGCCCGUCGGGCACACUGUGCAUGUGAAAGCCUUCUUUAAAAUUUGGGAAAUGUCUCAAAAGGCUUUAUGAAGCCGGCAUUGUGCGCCGAGGCCAGCAAAGGAAUAGGUCAUGUUUUUCUGUUCAGGCUUUUAGUUAUUUUGGAAUUUGCUUCAGAGAAGAAGAAAAAAAAAAGAAUGUUUUCUUGGUUGAUCCUUGUUUGACAGCGGUCCAAAAAACUCCACACUAAGCGUAUAGUUCAGAGCCAGCACUGUCAGAGCAAAACUGUGGAAUCAAUGUCCGUAUUAAACGAGCGAUAUUUUACGGGAAUGGUUUUGAAAUUACUUUGAAUUGUGUUUCAUAACAUGACUAUAUGAAAUAACAGUAUAAACAAAUGUGAAUUUAAACAACAAAAAAAAAACAAGUGAACUGUCGUUCCAUUUAUUGUUGAAUGUUGUACUCGAGGGUGAUUCCAUAUACGGAAUAAAUUAUACCAGAUGGUUUUAAGUUUGGUCAGAUUAUUCCUUAAAUUCCACUCAGUCACUGAUUCCACCCAACAGCGGACCUCCAUGGCAUCUACAGUCGCAGUGUUUCCUUCUGUUUUGCAAUGUACUUUUUUCUCAGUAUUCCUCAUAAAUAACUCAAACCUUAUAAAGCCUGUGAUUGAAGAGUUUGUGAAUGUCGGCUUACUUAAAAAAAAAAAAAAAGACAAA
This is a messenger RNA of Gadus macrocephalus (Pacific cod), 8216 nucleotides long. RefSeq names its product teneurin transmembrane protein 4 (gene tenm4). Lineage: Eukaryota; Metazoa; Chordata; Actinopteri; Gadiformes; Gadidae. Gene Ontology annotation, cellular component: membrane; neuron projection. The record is from RefSeq and is a predicted model, not a curated record. Gene Ontology annotation, molecular function: cell adhesion molecule binding; protein homodimerization activity; protein heterodimerization activity. Gene Ontology annotation, biological process: heterophilic cell-cell adhesion; signal transduction; neuron development.